Messenger RNA from Vollenhovia emeryi, 3015 nucleotides. It is a transcript of the gene M6, whose product is annotated as proteolipid protein DM beta. The transcript has 5 exons. The record is from RefSeq and is a predicted model, not a curated record. Gene Ontology annotation, cellular component: plasma membrane. Lineage: Eukaryota; Metazoa; Arthropoda; Insecta; Hymenoptera; Formicidae. The coding region runs from base 513 to 1301 and encodes 262 amino acids. Gene Ontology annotation, biological process: neuron projection development.
CCCUACGAUUCGUCGCCGCGGCAACGAGGGCCCCAUUCACCGUUCGCGGAAAGUAACGGACGACGCGCGUUCGCGGACGCCAUGUUGAGCCGUCCGUGAGCCCGGAGACACCCGUGCCCCGUGGAAGUCGUUCCCCUCGAGCCCCGAGAUCCGACGAGCGCCGCAAUUGCGCGUCGUGCGGUCACGCGCUCGAACAGAAUUCGGCUCCGCGGGGGCGAGUGGACCGUUGACGUGCGAUCGAUCGCGCGGCCGUCUCGCGGAGUGACUCUGACAGAUGGUAAACAAGCGGCGGUAUCCAGUGGAGUCGAGAGAUCGUUGAAUCAGCCAGUUUCAUCUGCCGUCUCUCUCUCUUUCUCUCCCGUCCCGCGAGUGGGAUAUGUCCUUCGCUGCCGCGGCCGUGGAACGUGCGAUCGCCGCGGCAAUUAACGCGCAGCGGCUGCUGUAAUCGCGGAUUCCGCGACGCACACGGGCGCUGCCCAUCCUGCCUCCUCCGGGCGCCGCUAAUAGCGAACAUGGGAAACAUGUGCAACGACUGCAUGGCCAGAGUGCCGUACGCGACUCUCAUUGCGACCAUCAUGUGUUGCCUGGGAGUCGGGAUCUUCUGCGGAACCAUGUACCGAGGUGCAAUAUUGUGUACUCUUAUGAUGGAUCAGGUGUUUCAUCUGCGCCUCGGAUGGGUGGCAACGGUGCAGCUGGUGUUCGCGUCGAUCGGUGCUUGCAUGGCGGCUCUGGGAUUCAUGAUUUUGUGCGUCGGCUGUCUCGCGACCGGUGCUACGAGGCACAAGGUCUACCGUGCGUGGAGAUCCCGCGUGGGUGGACGUAUCUCCUGCGCCGUUUUUAUGACGAUCAUCUACAUCUUGCAAAUAGCCUGGCUCCUGAUAUUCGCAUUCCUGGUCAUCACCACGCUGAUAUUUACCAUAUUCUGGGGCCUGUGCAACAAUCCACGUGUCCAGUCUCUCGAUGACUGCAUUGAUUUCACUCAAUUCGGCUUCAUGUUUCCAAAUAACACACGGGCGCAGGACCUGCAGGUGUGUGGUCCCCAAGAAGUCAAGCUCUUCUGCAAGGAUUUUGUGGAGAAGGCCGAGGUGAUGUUCAUCCUGGCUACCGUGGCGACCAUGCUCGUGAUUCUGAGCUUGAUACACUACCUGAUGUGCUUGUCCGCCAACUACGCGCACAUACGAGACCACGAGAAGUUCCAGGAGCUGCAGGAGCUGCAGUACCUGCAGGACGCGGCCGAUCCGGACUCGCCGCAGCCGGGAAUGGGUACUCUCGGCUCUCAUCGCGGUAAAGACAGGUUCUAGGACACGGCCCGCGAGAUCUUCACUAUGAACCCCCUGUAAGGAGCCUGUCGUCCAUCCAGCACUUGGACUCAAGUUCACGCGUAGGCCAUCCUUACGUCCAAUUGGAAAUAUCUUCCGGAUACCACUUCCUCUUCUCUAUGUACCUAAAUUCGGUAUUCUGCUCAUCGCGGUGUGUCUAUCGCCGUCACGGUAGUCUACUGAUUCGAGGAUCUUGCGGGAACCAACUCUAUGCCGUCCAUUUUAUCUGCAACUGUAAUCGUAUGUAAGCAUCUACUUCGUUUUAUGUAAAAACAAAGAAGUUUAUUGGAGCACGUACCGGUCUGUCGAUAAAACUUUCGUCUCCAGCGCGAAUCGCUCGAUUCAAAUCGAGAUCGUUCGAGCGGAGCUUCGGUUCUAAGGAGCGUAAGUUGUACGCUCGCGACUAUAUCAUUCCGUAAACUCGUAGGAAAAGCAUUUAAAAUCUGGCCUCGCGCAUGUUCGAGAUGCGCGAGACUCGGCGCACAUCUUUUUUUACUUUUACUCGAAACUAUAUCGUUUUAUUUCACUUCGGUGUACGCACACGCACGUUGUAUUGUGCGUAAUAGUGUUAUGCGAGUGUUCGCGACUUCAGAUCGUCUGCCGGUCUAAUCUUUCGGUACUAAGGGCUAAUUCUCGGACUAUACCACGUACUAUGUCUUCAGUACUGAGAUUUUUUUACGAAAGAGAUUCGUUUUUUUAUAUAUAUACACAUGUUUACAUACUAGGCUACUAAGCAUAUAUUUUCGUUACAUUACGGACAUUUAAAGCAUGCUGGAGAAAUUGGAAAAUAAUAAGGAAAUAAUUGACUAGGAUACAUGAAAGAAAAUCUAAACAACCGCGUGCGUCGCAAUGUUAAGACACGAUUGUUAAUCAAAUUUUCUUUCAACAUUUCUCCAGCACGUUUCCUAAGAAAUAAUCAUUAUCGUUUGUGCAAUUAUAAGGGAAAAGCUCGUCUUUCACAUACACAUUAAGCAGCUUUCCACGGAAAUUAAAUGUUACCGAAAACGUAACAGCGUGCAUACGGAAGAAUAUAUCUAUAUACAUAUUAUACUCGUAGAUUCUGCGUACAUGUAUAAUAUCGACUUGUUGUGAAAAGAGCAAUAUAUUUUUCCGAAAUAGUACAAUUCCGCUAUCAAAUACUAGAAAGAGAAAUGAGAGUUAUAAAUUCCUCUAUGCACGUUACUUGUGCCAAAGUAGAAAGAAUUUUCGGUCUAAACGAAAAUCUAUGACUUUACAUUACACGUUAAUGUUGUGUGGCACAAAUAAAAGAAUAUAUACGUACAAUAGCGAGCUCGACUCGCCACAUAUUAUUACUUGCUCAAAUGAUUUUUGAUGACCGCUAAUUUUCGUAAUGUGUGCGAUUACUGGACGAAAAAAACCUUACGCGUCCCGCAACUGAAAUUAGAAAUACGCUCUUUUAUUUAUCGUAUAAUUCUAGAUUAUUUUAUUAUACACACCUGAUGAGUAAAACGAUACACAUAUCAAAUGACAACUUCAAUUCAUAUGCAGCUGCAAAAGGUUGUAUAGUAGAGAAGGACAAAACGGCACGCAGUACAUAUUUUCUGUUUUUUUUAAGGAAGAAAAUUUGAUUUGUGUUGCGCCGUAAAAACUACGUGCCCCGCAUUCUCGUUCGAAAGUAUUAUUACAAUGUAUAUUCCAUUAUAUUAAUGAAUAAAAAAAUAUUUCCCUCUUAAAA